Verticillium dahliae VdLs.17 is the source of this 3531-nucleotide messenger RNA. RefSeq names its product GRAM domain-containing protein. Gene Ontology annotation, cellular component: plasma membrane; mitochondrion; cortical endoplasmic reticulum. The coding region runs from base 1 to 3531 and encodes 1176 amino acids. Gene Ontology annotation, biological process: intracellular sterol transport. NCBI's taxonomy places the organism in Eukaryota, Fungi, Ascomycota, Sordariomycetes, Glomerellales, Plectosphaerellaceae. The record is from RefSeq and is a predicted model, not a curated record. Gene Ontology annotation, molecular function: sterol transfer activity; sterol binding. The transcript is spliced from 3 exons.
AUGACCCCAUCGCCCAUAACCCACCACCCACCCACCCACCAUCACCACCUCCGUUUCGUUUCACCUGCAUCACCUCCAGCACCAGCAUCUUCAUUCGUGCCAGCUUCCACUUCUGCUUCGCCUCGAAUCGCCCCUCAGCCACAACCACCAUCGCCAUUCAAGCACCGCCCCGAAACAAUCUCAACCCACCCCUCCCAGAUCGGCUACCUGACGACAUCGUCCCCCAUCAUACAAGCUACCCAUAUUCCAGAGCCCCAGGGCCUGGACCAGACAGUGCCCGACCUGGCGUCCCGAUCCUCCACCGCACCCCUUUCCAAACGCACAGAGUCGGUCGAAUCCGACUCUCGAUCCAGUCUGUCUGCUCGCAGUAAGACUGGACUAGGCUUGCAGCCGCCCCAAAAAGACACCAAGCGAUCGCCCUCCCCAGUCGGCAAGAAGCUCGCCAACGUCUUUCGCUCCAAAAAGUCCAACUUGUCCCUGGCCGGCAGUGCCGCCAGUCCUGGUGGCAGCGCCAACCCGAGUCCCAGCACCAGUCCCGAGAGGAAGCCUGCGAGCCUUGCCGAGGACGACGACAAGAACCGGAGCCUGCCAAGCCUGUUGAACUCGCAAUCGCAAUCCGAUCUGUCCAACCCCACGGAGCCAGAUGCCGACAGCAUAGCAACAACUGCUUCCGCCGCUUCCUCUCGCCCUAACGAACGCAAAUCUCGCUCCCGCGCCUCGACGCUCUCGAACCGCAUCUCUAUCGUUGUACCGGCACCGACUACUCCGCCAAACGAGAAGACCGGUCCAAUCAUUGUCAACACCCCGCCUACGCCGACCGACCCGAACCAGAACGGUCAGCACUCGCCGUCGCCCACGAAACAGAGCGCAGAUGCUUCCAACGGUCCUACUCCUUGGGGCAAUCUGAUCACACAUCGCAGGAGCAGGUCGGGCUCUGCUGGUCCUAGCAAACUGUCAAACACCACAUUUGUACCUCUGACGCCCACACCCGAGAGCCCUUCAGCCACAACAACGUCAAACUCGAACGGUUUCUUCUCGUCUAUGCUCUCAGCUGCACAGAACGCUGCCAACCAGUUCAGUAACACUCUACAAAACAACACCAGUGGCCAGACGCCACCGAAGAGUAGCAACCUGAAGGCGAACCAGACCGACCUCCCGGAAGAAGACCAAGUCCAAGUCGAACCGCCGCUUUCUCCCUCCAGAAACGCCAACAUGGACAAGGAGCCCGCCGUUAAGACGCUCGGCGACGGCGAGUUGACGCUGAACCAGCUUGGCAUUGUCGACCCUCCGAGCAUCUCAGGCACUCCCAUGACGGCCAAAUUUCCCGAGUCGGUCAGAUCCGAGACCCGCGCGAGAUCGGAAUCAGCGCCAGCCGCUGACACUUCCUCGGCCGCAAGCCAUGAGUACGGUUCUGAUGACGCUCGCCCCGCGCAGAACAACGCGCCACGCUCACUCUAUGAGAAUGGAGGCCUGGGCGACCGCACACCGCCGCCUGCCAGCCUCUACGAGGACAAGUCAGCCAUAACUCGCAGCGGCAGCGUCCGGAGCGCCCUGGGCCGCCGCCGCCACCGAGGAAGCUCGACCGCAACAAGAGGGACCGGGACAACCAUCGGCGCAGCCAUCGCUGCAGCCAACUCUUCUCUCGGCAAUCCGGCAGCUAACACCAGCCAGCAGAGGCUCACGGGCUUCGCCGUCUCGAGCAAGAAACGAAACAGGGACUUCCAUGCGCUGUUCAAGAGCGUGCCAGACGACGACUAUCUCAUCGAAGAUUAUAGCUGUGCGCUGCAGCGGGAGAUUCUGGCUCACGGCCGUCUAUACGUGUCCGAAGGGCACCUCUGCUUCAGCAGCAACAUCCUGGGCUGGUCGACUACUCUGGUUAUGAGCUUCGACGAGAUAGUGUCCGUCGAGAAGAGAAGCACGGCGCUCGUUUUCAAGAAUGGACUCAUGAUCUCGACAUUACACGCCAAGCACAUUUUCGCAAGCUUCACCAGCAGAGACUCAACCUACGAUCUCAUCGUCAACAUUUGGAAACUGGGGCAUCCUACACUCAGGAGUUCACUGAACGGAGUGCAGCUCGAGGGGACGGGAGGCGACAAAACGGAAAAGGUUGAUGUUGGCGAUGAGGGUUCCCAAAUCGAGGGGGCUCACGACCAGUUGGACGACCAGAGCAUGUCUGGUUCGGAUGACGAGAGCGAAGAUGGUGAUGACAUCUACGAUGAAGAUGAUGAAGAGGACAUGGUCGAGCCAUCGCAGCCCCAAGAACCUGGAGCCGAGUCGGACCACGAUAAGGUCAUUGGACGGAAGGCCUCUGGUGCGACGGUGCUUAACGGCGCACCUUCCGAUCUCGUCAAUACUGUCGGUCCACCCAUUCCCGCCGACGACUUCCCGGGUCCUGCGACCCAUGCCCCUACCGAGUGCGGUGACGCGGCAUCUCACUACGAAAAGAUCGUGGGAGACGACGUUGUUCCCGCCCCUCUGGGCAAAGUGUACAAUCUUUUGUUUGGGCCUGCGUCAGUCACUUUCAUGUCCAAGUGGCUUGUCAACGAGGCCAAGUGUUGGGAUCUCCAAAUGGAGGACAGAAAGGGGUUGAGCUCGGACAACAUGACGCGGACCUACUCCUACAUGAAGCCACUUGGCGGCUCCAUCGGCCCGAGCAAGACCAAGUGCAUCGUGUCCGAGUCGAUUGACCACAUUGAUUUGGAAAAAGCAGUCAACAUUACCUGCUCGACCCAAACCCCGGAUGUGCCCAGUGGAAAUGCCUUCAUUGUCAAGACGAAGUACUGCCUGUCUUGGGCCGAGAACAACUCAACCAGGGUCCAGGUCAACUGCACCCUGGAGUGGACCGGCAAGAGUUGGCUCAAAGGCCCCAUCACGAGCGGCGCCAAUGAGGGCCAAACAACCUAUGUCAGCGACCUCUUGGCGAGCAUCAAGGCUGCCGUGUCCUCGAGGCCGCGAUCCGGGACCGGCAACAUAGGCUCCGGGAAGAAGAAGAAGGGCCGCAAGAACCGCAACCUACAGUCGGGUGCAGGGGGCGAGGACAAGAGCCAUGCCAAGAGCGCACCCCCCGAGACCUGGGGAAUGCUGGAGCCGCUGCGCCCCAUACUAGGUCCGAUCACCGACUUGCUGAAGCCACUCAUGACGGGCAAUGUGACGUACGGUCUCCUCGUCGGCCUGCUUGUGGCGGCAUGGUUCGGAUUCCCUGGCCAGGGCGCGCGGCGCGAAGUCGGGUUCUACGGAUAUCCUGACAGGGCGGCCGCGUACGAGGAAAUAUGGCGCCGGGAAGAGACAGAGUUGUGGGACUGGCUCGAAGAACGCGUAGGGCUCGAGCGAUUGCAUGACGGGUCAAUGCCGACGCGCAAGCGGGCGAUCGAGCCGCGGACAGUGGAGGAAAAGAUACGUGAGGAGCGCAUGGACGAACGCGAGAUCCAGGAGGCGAUCCGUGUGACAGAGGAAAAGCUCCAGGUGCUCAAGGGCGUUGUUGGGAAGCAGAGAACCGGCGAGGAGAUACCCUUGGAAGACAAGAAAAGAUAG